Messenger RNA from Penaeus monodon (black tiger shrimp), 447 nucleotides. RefSeq names its product dynein intermediate chain 3, ciliary-like. The record is from RefSeq and is a predicted model, not a curated record. Gene Ontology annotation, biological process: outer dynein arm assembly; cilium movement. The transcript is spliced from 3 exons. Lineage: Eukaryota; Metazoa; Arthropoda; Malacostraca; Decapoda; Penaeidae. Gene Ontology annotation, cellular component: outer dynein arm. Gene Ontology annotation, molecular function: dynein heavy chain binding; dynein light chain binding. The annotation marks the transcript as partial.
CUCGUCCUCGACCCCCUGAGGGAGGACCCCCCCAACAUCUCGAAGGCGCUGAGUGCCACCUGCGUCGAGUACGAGGUCACGAUGCCCACGAAGCUGAUGGUGGCCACGGAGCAGGGCCAGGUGGUAGCCUGCAACAGGAGGGCCAGGAGCCCCCCCGACAGGAUCAGCAUGAUCUACAACGCCCACAUCGCGCCCAUCUAUGCCAUUCAGAGGAACCCAUUCUUCCUCAAGAAUUUCAUGACGGUCGGCGAUUGGACCAUCAAGCUAUGGGCCGAGGAUUUCAAAGAAUCUCCCAUCCUGUGGACCAAACCCGCGCCGUCGCAGAUGAGGAGCGGAUGUUUGGAGUGCCUCGAGAUCCUCUGUCAUGUUCACGGCUCGCCUUGACGGAGCUCUGGAUGCGUGGGAUCUUCUCACCUCCUGGAGCAAACCCGCCGCGUCUGUGCAGGU